Molecule: messenger RNA, 3364 nt
Organism: Diceros bicornis minor
Lineage: Eukaryota; Metazoa; Chordata; Mammalia; Perissodactyla; Rhinocerotidae
Gene: HHAT
Product: hedgehog acyltransferase
Exons: 12
Coding region: 464-1945 (493 amino acids)
Biological process (GO): protein palmitoylation
Cellular component (GO): endoplasmic reticulum
Molecular function (GO): palmitoyltransferase activity
Source: RefSeq, a predicted model, not a curated record
CAGCCCCAGGCCUGCAAUUAAGCAAUGCGGGGGGAGAGGUCCGCGCGCCGCUCAGCUCAGGAGCCCGGAGCCCACGGGUGAGCGAGGCCUGGGGCCCCCGCUGGACGGCGCGGGGCACCCACGGCGCGGAGAGGCAGGCGACCCUCUCGCCGGCCCCCCUGCAGCAGCGCGGCCUGCUCGCCACCGCUCCGGGAGCGCCGCCUGUCUCCGAGCCGCCGGCCGGGAGCGGAGGGCGCGCGGGCACGGCGGCGGGGGCGUGCUCCGAGGACGCGCGCGGGCUGCUCCUCCGGCGGCCGCUCCCGGGAAAGACGGCGGCUUCCCGGGGAAGCCCGCUGCCGCCGCCGGCCGCGGAAGUGCUGAGAGGGUUCUUGGGAACUCGUGGCGCGCGUGGCCGCCGCCGCCGCCCGGGACAGCCCGGAGAAACUCUCAGAGUGGACACCGGGAGCCUUUGUCACAAGGAACAAUGCUGCCCCGAUGGGAACUGUCUCUUUACCUGCUUGCUUCACUUGGCUUCCACUUCUACUCUUUCUAUGAAGUUUACAAAGUCUCCAGAGAGCAUGAAGAGGAACUGGACCGAGAAUUUGACCUGGAGGCUGACACUUUAUUUGGAGGAUUAAAGAAGGACCCGACUGACUUUGAGUGGAGCUUCUGGAUGGAGUGGGGGAAGCAGUGGCUGGUGUGGCUUCUCCUCGGCCAUGCGGCUGUGUCUCAGAUGGCCAACCUGCUUGCAAGGAAGCACAGACCCUGGAUCCUCACAGCCUAUGGAAUGUGGGCCUGCUGGUGUGUGCUGGGAGCCCCAGGUGUGGCCAUGGUUUUUCUCCACACCAUCAUCUCCUUCUGUGUAGCCCAGUUCCGGUCACUGCUCCUGUCAUGGCUCUGUUCUCUCCUCCUGCUCUCCACACUGAGGCUGCAAGACAUGGAGGAAGUUAAGAGAGGGUGGUACCAGACAGAAAAUGAGUACUACUUGCUGCAGUUCACGCUGACCGUGCGCUGCCUGUACUACACCAGCUUCAGCCUCGAGUUCUGCUGGCAGCAGCGGCCUGCUGGGCGCACCUCCUACUCCUUUCCCUGGCUGGUGGCCUAUGUCUUCUAUUACCCCGUCUUCCACAAUGGACCCAUCCUCAGCCUCCCGGAGUUCAUCCGACAGAUGCAGCAGCAAGAGCGCCGCUCGCUGAAGGCCAGCCUUUCCGUCCUCACGCUGGGGCUGGGCCGCCUCCUCUGCUCUUGGUGGUUGGCGGAGCUGAUGGUCCACCUUAUGUACAUGCACGCCAUCUACAGCAGCACCCCCCUCCUGGGGGCCGUCUCCUCCUGGACCUUAGGAGGACUGGCGUUGGCUCAAGUGCUCUUUUUCUAUGUGAAGUACUUGGUGCUCUUCGGCGUCCCAGCUCUGCUCAUGCGCCUGGAUGGACUCACCCCGCCGCCCCUCCCUCGCUGUGUGAGCACCAUGUUCAGUUUCACGGGGAUGUGGAGGUAUUUUGAUGUUGGACUGCAUAAUUUCUUAAUCAGGUAUGUGUACAUUCCAGUGGGUGGGUCCCAGCAUGGCCUGCUGGGGACACUGUUUUCCACUGCAUUGACGUUUGCAUUUGUGAGCUACUGGCAUGGUGGGUACGACUACCUCUGGUGCUGGGCAGCACUCAACUGGCUGGGAGUCACCGUGGAGAAUGGAGUCCGGAGGCUUGUGGAGACCCCGUGCAUCCGGGACAGCUUGGCCCGAUUCCUCUCCCCACAAGCUCGCCGUCGAUUCCACGCUGCCCUCGCAUCUUGUUCCACCUCCAUACUGAUCCUGUCCAACCUGGUGUUUCUCGGGGGCAAUCAAGUUGGGAAAAUCUACUGGAAUAGGAUCUUCAUACAAGGCUGGCCGUGGGUGACCCUCUCUGUCCUGGGAUUCCUGUACUGCUAUUCCCAUGUGGGCAUUGCCUGGGCCCAGACCUACUCCAUGGACUAAUGCUGCCAGGCCAGCCUUUGCUGCCAGUCUCCAAAGCAAAUGGUGCUUCUCCCCGACCUGGCACCCCAAGAUAACCUCCAAAGGACCAGUGCUUGAUCUGCUAAUCUUUUGUUGAAGUUACCUUACUCCAAGACUGGAAACUUGAGCUCUCGUAGAAAAUUGACAAUCAGAGAGUCUUCUAACUUUGGGGACUUAGAGAUCACCUCCCUCCAGCCCCAUCAUUUUCCUGUUGAGUAAGCUGGUGUCCAGAGCAGUAGAGUGUCUUGCCUAGCUGCACAUGGUGACAUUAUGGUCUAGAACCCAGUCUCCAGAGCCCUUCAGGUUCUUUCUCCUUUACCAAGAAUUAAAUGUAAUGGACGUUUCUUGAUUGAGGCACAGAAAUCUUUAUUAAUGAUAGACCUUUCCUCUACUGGGCAGUAUUUCUGAAACAUUUUGGUGAUAUUUAAGUGACCCCUUCCCCAUGUCCGGCAAUGUAGUCUCUAGAAUCAGCACUGGGGUUUGAGCUACACACUUCAGCUCCUCAGCAGGGAGGUGACAAAGCCACAGCUGUGUUUCUAGUUACCCAAAGAAGAUAGACUAUGUUCUGUGGCAUUCCAAGGAGUCAGUACCCCAGGAGAUCUGUUCUUUGAACUUCAUCAGGGUGAUCUACGUUUGGCUGCUUGUUUCCUAGAUUUGCAGAGAAGUAUAAACAUGGCAGUUCCUCUACCUGACAAUUAAUCAUUUCCCAAUAAAGGAACAGAAUUAAAAAAUCCAGGGAAUAGUGUAUCCACAGACGGGUGCUAUCAAGCAAGUCACAAAGGGGAAGGAUGGUUUCCUGUGGUUUUCUCUCCUCUCUCCACCCAGAGGUCAUCUUCCCACUCAGCGGUUUAUAUUUUGUUUCGAGUAAAGCGGAGCCUUUUCUAUCACAUAGAUUAUUCACUUUUUGUAGAAUUAUUUUAAAUAUUUUUUGAGGAAAAUGUUUAAAAUCUGAACACAUAUAACUCUUAAUUAUUUACUCCUCUGGAAAGAUGCUGACAGGCCACUAAUGGCCCCAAGUGGUAGAUAAUUUAGAAUACUUGUCUUUGGCUUUGGAUUUUUUUUGAGAGGGCAAGGGGUAAGGGAAGAAGCUUUAAAAUUUGAAUCCAUGGUGUACCCAAUUAUGAGAGAACUUAGAACAUCUCAAGCACAUGAAUUCAAUUGUUAUUAAGUGAAAGGUUCACUUGGACCUGUCUGUGCCACCCUGUCCAGUAUUACUUGGUCUUGUCCUUGUGUCCUGGCUGUGGUUAUUAACUCAGUGAGCUAUAAACUCCUCAAGUGCAGGACCAGUCAUUUUGCUGAUGUCCGUUCUUCCUAGCCACUCUGCUUGGAAGAGAGAGGGGAGGAGACCAGAUGUGGACGGCAUGGGGUGGGCACAUACUGUGUUAGCUGCAGCAAACGACA